Sinocyclocheilus grahami is the source of this 305-nucleotide messenger RNA. It is a transcript of the gene polr2k, whose product is annotated as RNA polymerase II, I and III subunit K. Lineage: Eukaryota; Metazoa; Chordata; Actinopteri; Cypriniformes; Cyprinidae. Gene Ontology annotation, cellular component: RNA polymerase III complex; RNA polymerase II, core complex; RNA polymerase I complex. The coding region runs from base 36 to 212 and encodes 58 amino acids. Gene Ontology annotation, biological process: DNA-templated transcription. The transcript is spliced from 4 exons. Gene Ontology annotation, molecular function: DNA binding; zinc ion binding. The record is from RefSeq and is a predicted model, not a curated record.
GCGAAACCCAACCCGAGAGCUCGCGCGAGAAGGCCAUGGACUCUCAGAAAGACAUUCAGCCUCCUAAACAGCAGCCCAUGAUCUAUAUUUGUGGAGAGUGCCACACGGAGAAUGAGAUCAAGGCCCGGGACCCCAUCAGAUGCAGAGAGUGCGGCUACAGAAUCAUGUACAAGAAGAGGACCAAAAGAUUGGUUGUAUUUGAUGCCCGAUGAGAUGCAUCUGCUGUUUUCCUGUUAGAAUGACCUUUUUUAUCUCUGACUGUGUGAAUACAUGUAACCACUAAUGGAUCAAAACGGAGUGAAAUA